Messenger RNA from Onychostoma macrolepis, 1518 nucleotides. Its product is annotated as CUB and zona pellucida-like domain-containing protein 1. The record is from RefSeq and is a predicted model, not a curated record. The transcript is spliced from 4 exons. Gene Ontology annotation, cellular component: cell surface. NCBI's taxonomy places the organism in Eukaryota, Metazoa, Chordata, Actinopteri, Cypriniformes, Cyprinidae. Bases 113 to 628 code for a protein of 171 amino acids.
CGAGUUGAGUGCAAAUGACCUUUAUGUGGAUGAUCAUCUUUGCAGACCCAGCAUUAGCAGUACUGAGAUUGUGUUCAGCAUCCCACUUGACGCAUGUGGGACCACCAAAGAAAUGAUGAAUGGUUAUGUGUCCUACACCAACAAUGUGCGGGCCUCUCAGUCUCAAUCAGGUGAACUCACUCAAUCAGGUCAGCCACCGUUCCUGCUACGCAUGGGCUGCCGAAUGAAGCCGGACACCAUGGUGCAGAUAUUUUACAAGGCCAGGGAGAACAACAAUGCCAGCAUCCAGGAACGGAUGCUUCAAUGCCAGCAUUGGAAUUUCAACCAACAAAUUUAUGGCUCUCCAUAUGAGGUGGACCUGAAUCAGCUUCUGUAUGUUCAGGUUGAACUAAACAGGCCUGACAACAGUCUGGAUCUCUUCCUGGACACUUGUGUAGCGUCUCCAAAUCCCAAUGACUUCAAAAAUCGCUUCUAUGACCUGCUGUGUAAUGGAUGUCCCAGAGACAACACAUAUUAUUCCUACACCAGUGGUGAACACUACUAUGCUCAGUUCAGUUUCCAGGCUUUCAAGUUCCUCUGGACUCACGCCUAUGUGUACCUGCAGUUUAAGGGACUUCGAUGGUCGUGAAGGGCUCGGUGAAGUGCUCGGUGAAGAUCCAGUGAGGUGACGUAAAUCCAUACAAAGAGACGACAAGACGAUCAGGAACUCGAAGACAGGAACAAACUUGUAUGGGACAUCACAGGGAACCGGAGACACUCACAACAAACACCAAACAACGCUCUGACAAAGGAAAGGACAAAACAGUGAGUAUUUAUGGGAGUGUGAAUGAGCUGCAGCUGGUGUCAGUGAGUGUGAUCAGCUGAGCGCUAAUUAGUGAUGACACCUCGGUCACGCCCUACACACACACUCACAGACAUGUAAACAACAGAGCCACGAGACCCGAAGGAAACAGUGAAUUCAUGAACCGUGACAGUACCCCCUCUCCUAGGAACGCCUCCUGGCGUUCCCAGACUCCCUUACCUGUCGAUUGUAAUCAUCGAUAAGGGAGUGAUCCUGGAUGUUUCUCGCAGGUACCCAACUUCUCUCCUCCGGACCGUAACCUUCCCAGUCCACCAAGUACUGAACUCCACGUCCCCUCCGUCUUGAGUCCAGAAUACGGUUGACCGAAUAGGAUGGUUCCCCAUCUACGAGACGCGGCGGUGGGGGAACCGGAGCUGGCGGAUUAAUACGAGAGUAAAACACGGGCUUAAUUUUGGAGACAUGGAACACGGGAUAAAUUCUCCUGUACGCAGGAGGGAGGUUAAGGCGGACUGCCACCGGACUAACAAUCUUGGUGACAGUGAACGGGCCAAUGAAUUUGGGAGCAAGUUUAUUCGAGACGGACCGGAGAGGAAUGUUCUUAGUUGAAAGCCACACUUUGGAGCCGACGACGUAUACGGGAGGCCUAGACCGGUGGCGAUCGGCUUUGGCCUUGGUGCGCGCCCCCACCUGGAGUAGAGUCUCACGGGCUCUAGUCC